AUGACAGUCAAUGCAGAGGGUAUCCCUUCCAAUAGUCCUCCUGAAUUCAGCAAUCUUCCUGAGGACUCGAAGUGCAUGAUACAAGUCAUUGAAACCCAGGAUGAGGAUGAGGGUAACAAGAAUGAUGAUGAGGAUGCGGAGGGAUCAACGGAAAGUGAUGAAAAAGGCGUACAAGGAGAGGGAUCGGGGGGGAAUAUCGUGAAGCCAGCUCUUUUGAUGGAUGAAUUUAGGGUUGAGAGAGAUGAAUUGAAGAAGGAGAGAGAGGAGUUGAAGAACGAGAGAGAUGAGCUGAGGAAAGAGAAAGAAGAGUUGAGAAAGAGAGAAGAGAAGCUCGAUGAGAGGGAGGGGUUGUUGAAAGAGAAGGAAGUGUUGAAGAUGGAGAGAGAAGAUUUGAAUGAGAGAGCAUGGUUGAAGAAGGAGAAGGAAUUGUUUUUUAAGGAGAAAGAGGAGUUGAAUAGGCAGAUGUGUGAGUUAUUGAGAGAGACUGAAAAUUUAGCAAAGGAGAGGGAUGACUUCAAGAAGGAGAAGGAAGAUUUCUAUACACAGAGGGGGUAG
Molecule: messenger RNA, 555 nt
Organism: Magnolia sinica
Lineage: Eukaryota; Viridiplantae; Streptophyta; Magnoliopsida; Magnoliales; Magnoliaceae
Exons: 2
Coding region: 1-555 (184 amino acids)
Source: RefSeq, a predicted model, not a curated record